Molecule: messenger RNA, 420 nt
Organism: Gadus chalcogrammus (walleye pollock)
Lineage: Eukaryota; Metazoa; Chordata; Actinopteri; Gadiformes; Gadidae
Exons: 3
Coding region: 1-420 (139 amino acids)
Biological process (GO): signal transduction
Molecular function (GO): protein binding
Source: RefSeq, a predicted model, not a curated record
AUGCCAAAUAAAGCACAAGAGGAUGCGGUAAUCAACCUGACCACAUUGCAAGAGAUCGCCAGGGAGCUGGGUUUUGAGUGGACCGUUCUGGGUGAUGAACUUGGCUUCACCAGAGCUCAGAUCAGGCAGUUCCAGUCCAAGUCCGUCGAAAAGAGCGUCCAAGCCAGAAAAAUGUUGGAAUGCUGGUACGAGUCAUCAUGGGACAAGAGUAACAAGACAAAGCUCCUGCAGGACGGUCUGGAGCGUGCCGGGAGGAGGGACCUGGCCGAGAGGCUGCGGUGCCUCCACUGGGGCCAACAGAGGCUGAGCCGCAGGGUGGAGCUCCCCUCCGCCUUCCCCUACCUCAUCACCGUCCACAAGACCAUCAACAAUAAGGAGGGGCUCCGCAGGAUCAACGAACUCAACCGGAGAUACACCUGA